AAUUGUGGUUAUGUUAAACAAUGUUAUGAAAUGUUAUUUACUGUAUAAUAAAAAUUAAAUGCAUUGGUUUUAUUAAAAAACGAAAAAACGUAUAAGUGCAUAAAUACAGGCACAUAUAAAUGGCGGAAAGAUGGAGUUCAGAAUAUACGGUUACCGAACAUCGAGAUUUACAAGCCAGUGCUAUGGCUGUAGAUAGCACUGGGACAUACGUCCUUUUAGCCGGUCGUAGGUAUUUAGCAAUAAAAAACUUAGAAGAUGAACAACCAGAUUCAUUACGAAAGUUUGCGAGGCCACAAAGUAACUACGAAGUCAGUGUUGCAGAAUGGAAUCCAAGUUUACAAAACAAAGAAAUAUGUGCAAUUGCGACGAAUCAGAAAAUUGAAUUAUUGACAUGGAAUACAUCAGACUUUUCAACUACGCACUCUGUUCGAUCACAUACUCGGGUCGUAAGCGAUUUAAAUUGGCAUCAUUUCGACAUAAACAUUUUCGCAUCGUGUUCCAUAGAUACAUUUAUACAUAUUUGGGAUAUUCGUGAUAUGCGUAGGCCAUCUUUAUCUUUGUCAGCAAUUGCUGGCGCUACGCAAGUCAGAUGGAAUCGUUUAAAUGAACAUUUGCUAGCUACAGCCCAUGAUGGUGAUAUUAAAUUAUGGGACCAACGUAAAGGUACAAUUCCUGUCCAAUAUAUUGCCGCCCAUUUGUCCAAAAUUCAUGGUUUGGAUUGGAGUCCACAGCAUGAAAAUCGUUUAGCCACUUCGAGUCAGGAUGGAACUGUUAAAUUUUUUAAUAUUUCAAACCCAAAGCGUGCUGAAUAUAUUUUAAAUACUGGAUCACCAGUUUGGAGAGCUCGUUUUACGCCUUUUGGUGAAGGUCUGGUGACUGUAGUUGUUCCACAAUUACGAAGAGGUUUCAAUCGAUUACUACUUUGGAAUACAGUAAAUCAAGCUGCACCAGUUCAUACAUUUGUCGGUCAUACUGAUGUCGUUUUAGAAUUUGAAUGGCGACCACAAAGAGAAAAUUCUACAGAUUAUCAAUUGGUUACUUGGUCAAAAGAUCAAAGUUUACGCGUAUGGCGAAUCGAUCAGUCGCUUCAAAAGUUGUGUGGACAUGAGCCAGAUGAAGAUGUAUCUGUUGAUCUCGAUGAUGGUGAUCAUCAAAGUUGUUUAUCAGAUGAAAUUCAACUUCAUAAAUUUGAUGAUGCCAUUUCAGAUAUCGAAAGUGAAAAAUCUGUACCGAGAGAGUCUGUAAACGGCAACAGCCUGAAACCUAAAUCUCUCCAACAGGAGUUUUCACUAAUUAAUGUUAACAUACCAAAUGUAGAAAUAGUAAAAAUGGAUGCGGAACGUCGAACGUGUACAGUAACAGCAUCGUCUAGUGGCCAAUUUAUAAUGAUGCAAGUCAAUUUUCCACCAAAAUAUCCGUUCAAUACCACACCAGUAUUUCAAUUUUGUGAAGGUACUACUAUUGACAAAACUGUUAUGUCCAAAUUAUUAAAGGAAUUAAAAAAAACCGCACAGCAAAGAGUUCGUAAAAAUCGAUCAUGUUUAGAACCUUGUUUACGGCAUUUAGUUACUACGUUAGAAAAGUUUUCGUUAAUAAAUGAAGAAAAUAUUGAUACAUCACAAGAUUAUUUAAAAAUGCAUCAACCAUUUUUAUCAACAACAUUAAAUAAUUCGUUCCAUGACGCGUAUAUUCCAUUUCCACGGACUUCAGGUGCUAAAUUUUGUUCAGUGAAUAUGCUUGUGUGUUUUGGAAGACCACCAAAUGCUAGAAGAUUGUCUGUUAAACCAGAAAGCUCAACACCACGUGCAAUGUCUGCAUUAGGAAAUCAAAGUUCUGUUCUUUAUCCAAUGACUGGUCGAACGGCAGCAGGAAAUAUGAGUAUAACUGCCUUUUAUUUCCAGGAUCGGGCUCCAUAUUAUCCAUCUAGAAAUUCUAGAACAACAAAGUUGAGAAGCAAACAUGUUCCUGGGAAACCGAUGGUUACAGUGUACGAUGUUUCAAAAUUAUUUUUUGUGAAUAGGACUUUAGGUGAACGGUAUGUUUUGGAUAACAACGAUCCAAUGUUAAUUUGUCAAAAAAAUGCAGUAAUUGCUGCUAGUGUUGGCCGCACUGAUUUAGUUCAAGCAUGGACUUUAGCAAGUAUUGCAGCUACAACCCUUGGAAAUCAAACUGUCGAUAGUAAAAAUUUGGAAGAAGAUGAUAUCACGUGGACAUCUCAUCCUUGUGGGAGAGCUUUAAUUGAAUCAUUAAUCAACGACUAUGCAAAAAAGUCUGAUAUUCAAAUGGCUGCAAUGUUAUCUUGUGUUUUUUCACGGCCCACGGGUACAUUUGAAGUACGAACACGACAUAAAUCCAGUCAUAGUCGUCUUGGCUCUGGAAAACGGUGGCUCAAGCCUGGUGGAUCACCAUAUCAUACUAUUCCACCGCCAGCCGAUGCCGUUGAUAUAUGGAGUUUUCCAAUUAGAAAACCAACUAGGUCAAAUUCAUUGGAUGACUUGAAAUUAAGCGAACAGCAAUUUCCAGUUGAAGAAAGUUCUGCAAACGAUUGCUAUAUUUUGGAUGAUAAAAAUACUGCUUUGUAUGAUAGUUACAAAAAAUUUUAUGCAGAAAUUUUAUAUCGAUGGAAUUUAUUAUAUGCUAGAUCUCAGGUAUUAAAAUUUUUAUCAACCACACCAGAAUCUCAUCGAGGUGUUGAAUUUUUAACAGACUGCCAUUAUUGUGAUCGACCAUCUCGCGGCCCUAAUUGUAAUAAAUGUCGUAAAAUGUCAUUUAGUUGUAUUGUAUGCCAUAUAUCUGUACGCGGUUCAUCAAACUUUUGUUUAAUUUGUGGUCAUGGUGGCCACACAAAACAUCUUUUGGAAUGGUUCCGUAUAUAUGAUGUAUGCCCUACAGGAUGUGGCUGUAAAUGUUUAACUGAUGGCGCCAAUGUAUUUUCAUAAUUUAUUUUUAAAUAUUGCUUGAAAUUAGUUCUGUUACUUACAAUUAGAAUGAUGCUGUUUAAUAAUAGUGCAUAAAACGUAAAAUAACCUUGAAAUUAUUUUUAAACAAUUUUUUGA
This is a messenger RNA of Chrysoperla carnea, 3056 nucleotides long. RefSeq names its product GATOR complex protein WDR59 (gene Wdr59). NCBI's taxonomy places the organism in Eukaryota, Metazoa, Arthropoda, Insecta, Neuroptera, Chrysopidae. Gene Ontology annotation, molecular function: protein binding. The transcript has 10 exons. The record is from RefSeq and is a predicted model, not a curated record. Bases 120 to 2939 code for a protein of 939 amino acids.